Populus nigra (black poplar) is the source of this 2166-nucleotide messenger RNA. RefSeq names its product wall-associated receptor kinase-like 22. Gene Ontology annotation, biological process: protein phosphorylation; cell surface receptor signaling pathway. Gene Ontology annotation, cellular component: plasma membrane. The record is from RefSeq and is a predicted model, not a curated record. The coding region runs from base 1 to 2133 and encodes 710 amino acids. Lineage: Eukaryota; Viridiplantae; Streptophyta; Magnoliopsida; Malpighiales; Salicaceae. The transcript has 3 exons. Gene Ontology annotation, molecular function: ATP binding; polysaccharide binding; protein serine/threonine kinase activity.
AUGAUUAUGCAACUGGUACUUCUGGCCAUUCUGUUGAUGUGGUCAAUAAAAGCAUCGGCACGAUCUCCAUCUCUAGCCAAGCCAAACUGUCAAGCCUUCUGUGGAGAAAUCAGCAUUCCAUUCCCUUUUGGAAUCGGACCAGGCUGUUAUUCCCACGAAUGGUUUGAAAUAGUUUGCAAUGGAACUUUCAGCCCUCCAAAAUCUUUUGCAAAAAGCAUUAAUCUGGAGGUGCUGAACAUUUCAAUAGAAAACAAUGGAAUUCAUGUCAAUCUGCCAAUAACUUCUUCUGGUUGUAACGGUGCAACAACGAGCAGUGUACACAUUAAUUUGGAAUCCAGCCCUUUUGCAUUCUCCCAAAGGACUAAAUUCACUGCCAUUGGGUGUGAUAAUCUGGCCUUGUUAAGCGAAAACAGCACAGUUAUUGGCGGGUGCAUGCCACUUUGUGACCAGAACGAGAAAGUGAGUGCAGAUGGUUACCUCGGCGUCAACUGCUGCCAGGCCACCAUCCCUUCAGAUCUAAGGGAAUACAACGCAAGCAUAGGGGGCAUGAAUAACAACGAAGGCAGUAAGGGAUGCAAGUAUGCCUUCUUAGUGGACCAACAAUGGUUUGCAGCCAAUUUUGCACAUCUGCAAGCUGUGAAUAAAAUGGAAUCUGUUCCUGUCGUGCUAGAAUGGUGGCUAGAUAGAUGGACAUUUGAUUUGCCUUUGCUAGAGAAAUCGCAGGGACAGCAGCAAAACUUUAAUUGUCCAAUGCUCAAUGCUGCCUCAUCUAGUAACAACAGCUCCAAAGUUCAAUGUUAUUGCAACAAGGGUUUUGAAGGAAAUCCUUACCUUCUUGAAGGAUGUCAAGACAUUGAUGAGUGCGAUGUCCCUGGUGCUUGCCCAAAGCCUACGAUUUGCCAAAAUGCGAUUGGCAGCUGGGGUUGCCAUCGACAUGGACAUGUGUUCAGAAAAUCUCCAGUUGCGGUGGGCCUCACAGGUGUUGGCACAAGUUUUGCACUGCUGUUUUGCAUUAUUGGACUGGGGUGGCUGUACAAAGUAGAAAAGAAGAGAAAAAACUUCAAAUUGAAGGAACAGUUCUUUAAAAGAAAUGGUGGUCUUCUGCUACAGCAACAAUUAUGUUCAGGUGAAGUAAAUGUCAACACAACCAAACUGUUUAGGUCAAGCGAACUAGAGAAGGCCACCGACCAUUUUAGUGUGCAUAGAAAGGCUGGACAGGGAGGCCAGGGGACUGUUUACAAAGGAAUGUUGGCAGAUGGAAGGAUUGUAGCAGUGAAGAAAUCGGGAUUGGUUAGCGAAGGAAAACUUGAAAAAUUCAUCAACGAAGUUGUAAUUCUUUCACAAAUUAAUCAUAGGAACGUGGUUAGGCUAUUAGGUUGUUGCUUGGAGACCGAGGUUCCUUUACUGGUCUAUGAGUUCAUCCAUAAUGGAACCCUUUCCCAGUAUCUCCACGAUCAACUCGAGGAGUUUCUGCUAACGUGGGAUAUGCGAUUAAGGAUUGCCAUAGAAGUUGCAGAAGCUCUUUCUUACUUGCAUUCAGCAGCUUCUCUGCCCAUUUACCAUCGUGACAUUAAGUCUUCCAACAUACUCUUAGAUGAUAAGUACCGAGCAAAAGUUGCUGAUUUCGGAAUCUCUAAAUCGGUUGCCAUAGACCAAACUCAUGUGACCACACAGGUGCAAGGCACAUUUGGGUACUUGGACCCGGAAUACUUCCAGUCAAGCCAAUUUACCGAGAAGAGUGAUGUUUAUAGCUAUGGAGUGGUGCUUGUUGAGCUCUUAACUAGACAAAAACCAAACUCUUCAACGAGGUCGGAAGAAGAUGGAAGUUUGAUCUUAUAUUUCAUGCUUUGUUUGGAGGAGAAUCGGCUUCGAGAUAUUAUUGAUGCUGAACUUGUACUGCAGGCUCAGAAAGAGGUAAUCGUGGCAGUUGCCAAGGUUGCUUAUAAAUGCCUCAACAUAAAUAGGAAGAAAAGACCGACCAUGAAAGAGGUCACGAAGGAGUUGGAGGACAUUCAAAUAUUACAGAAUGAUUUCAAUGCCAAUCCACAGAAUUAUGAAGAUGCUGAACACCUUCGGUGUGAUUUAUCGGAGAAAGGCGAUGCUCUUUCUCCUUCAAACUCAAUUACUAGGUAAAAUGUUGGUAAAGUUAGAUGAUUUCUUUCUGUA